Lactuca sativa (garden lettuce) is the source of this 926-nucleotide messenger RNA. RefSeq names its product agamous-like MADS-box protein AGL62. Gene Ontology annotation, molecular function: DNA-binding transcription factor activity, RNA polymerase II-specific; protein dimerization activity; RNA polymerase II cis-regulatory region sequence-specific DNA binding. Gene Ontology annotation, biological process: regulation of transcription by RNA polymerase II. Lineage: Eukaryota; Viridiplantae; Streptophyta; Magnoliopsida; Asterales; Asteraceae. The record is from RefSeq and is a predicted model, not a curated record.
UAGGGCUUCCUAAUUUCAUUUUUCUCUUGAUUUUGGACAUCUUUAUUUGUUAUAAAUAAAUCUUUCCUACAAAUCUACAAUUACUUUUAACAUAUUAUAACCACACACACAGUACACCCUAUUAACGACUGCUUUCCACCGUCUUCACCACCAUGGAUAUAACCAGUAUCGCCGGAGAUACUCCCAUGAUCAACAAGAAAAGAACCAAAGGCAGGCAAAAGAUUGAUAUAAAGAAGAUAGAAGACCCCAACAGCCUCCAAGUCGCCUUCUGUAAACGCCGCACCGGACUUUUCAAGAAAGCCUCUGAGAUCUGUGUCUUGACCGGAGCCCAAAUCGCCAUCCUGGUUACUUCCCCCGCUGGUCGGUUCUAUGGGUUUCGCCACCCCAACACCGACGUCCUGUUGGAUGACUUUCUGAAUGAUAACAACAAAGACGCUGCCACCAACACCACCACCGGUGGAGAGACGGGAGCCACCCAGAAGAACUAUCGAUCGCCACCGCCAACGCCCAUAAUGAUGGAGUUCAAUCAACAUUACUCGGAGGUUUCGAGGGAGUUGGAGGCUGAGAAGAAGCGCGGAGGAAUGAUUCCGGAGAGCAGCGGCGAAUCACGUUGGUACGACGAGCCUGUUGAUGGGCUGGAUGUGGAGGAGAUUCAACAGUAUCUUUGCUCGUUGGAUGAGUUGAAGAGGAAGGUUUUGACGAGAGCUGUUGAACUGAUGAUGAUCAACAAAUCUUCUGAUGCGUUCUUUGGUUGGAACAAUGGCAUUCAACCUCCGGUGGAUCUUCCUGAAAACACCGGAGUUGAUGGUGGUUUAAGCUUCCAGUACGAUGAAAAUUUUGGAAAUUGUUAAAUACAUUCCGGCAUUCUCUGGUUUUGUAAGUAAGAUAGAUGAAGUUCUUAAUUAACGUAGUAAGUAUUCAAUUCA